CUCUCCAUCUGUCUUCGUGCUACUGAACAUGCUUGUGACUUUUCUGCCUAGUGGCUCAUACACUCUUUGUCGCUGGAUAUAUAUAAUAAAUAUAGUUGCGGGAUUUCUGUCGAUGUUUUCCGCAGAGUGGAUCUUCAUGCUCAGAACGAUGGCAGUAUGGGAGCGGGAUAAAAGGUUCGUGGUAUUAAAAAUCAUCAAUAUGAUGGUUUAUUUAAUCCCAAUAUUCGUUUUCUUCUUUCAAGAAUUUAUCCCGUCAAUGGGAGAAUGCUUGAUUCCUGGAGGUAUUGAAUAUGCAAAUACGAAGGAAAGGUCUACAGUGAUUGUCGUGUAUUGCUUGUUAGUUGUUGGCGGGUUGGACACAUUGGUGUGCGUGCUGUACCGCACCUUCAAGAGUCAUGGUGGCUGGAACAUCGAAAAUCGUCUUGUGCGGGGUCUCGUGCAUCAUAAUUUAUUGUAUUUUAGCUGCAGCUUUGCUUUCUCUCUUGGCGUCAUCCUGGCCACGAUCUUCCUUCCGGUGUGUCACUGUGCACGCUCAAAGCUGCCCCAUUAACGCGAGUAGUUUUCGGUGAUGCACAUGAUUGCAGAGACUCAAGUCGUUGUUCUAUCUCUCAUGGUCACGCGAAUGCAUAGGGACUUCUGGAGAUCGGAUCGUGUUUCUUGUGGCAAUGAUAGAGUGGAUCUCACUCUCUCAACGUUCAUGGCAGCAACCCCGGAUGUCGUGUGAGUGUUACAGUAGUUGCUCCUUUAAAGCAUUGUGUAGCUAAUGCAUGAUCGAGAAAAGACUCACAAGAUACGAGUGGACAUUGUCCCAACAAUGCAUAGUACAGAUAAAUGGACGUUUGAAGACGUCAGAUUAGUCAGAUUAUGUACUGACUCGCUAUGGACUACUUCGGUGUUUUGAAAGCACCCAAUACA
Messenger RNA from Suillus plorans, 915 nucleotides. RefSeq lists its product as uncharacterized. The transcript has 10 exons. The coding region runs from base 29 to 550 and encodes 173 amino acids. The record is from RefSeq and is a predicted model, not a curated record. NCBI's taxonomy places the organism in Eukaryota, Fungi, Basidiomycota, Agaricomycetes, Boletales, Suillaceae.